This is a messenger RNA of Heterostelium album PN500, 216 nucleotides long. RefSeq lists its product as uncharacterized. The record is from RefSeq and is a predicted model, not a curated record. NCBI's taxonomy places the organism in Eukaryota, Evosea, Eumycetozoa, Acytosteliales, Acytosteliaceae. Bases 1 to 216 code for a protein of 71 amino acids. The transcript has a single exon.
AUGGAAGGAUAUCAAGAUGAAGAAAUUGAUUUAGUUCAAUGGCUACGAGAGAAUAAAGGAAGAAACAUGUAUUAUUCCCAAGAUAGAGAUAAAAAGAAAUCUCAUAAAUCUAGAGAGAAAAGUCAAACUCAAGAGAAGGAAUCGGCUGAUAAACCUACUAAGCAUCAUCAUCACCAUUCCAAACUAUCAAGACUGUUUCAUAGAUCAGAAAAAUAA